Messenger RNA from Nerophis ophidion (straightnose pipefish), 1997 nucleotides. It is a transcript of the gene mrps33, whose product is annotated as mitochondrial ribosomal protein S33. NCBI's taxonomy places the organism in Eukaryota, Metazoa, Chordata, Actinopteri, Syngnathiformes, Syngnathidae. Bases 264 to 584 code for a protein of 106 amino acids. The transcript has 4 exons. The record is from RefSeq and is a predicted model, not a curated record. Gene Ontology annotation, cellular component: mitochondrion.
UGAAGGUUAUACUCGGCAGCAGUUUUUUGCCCCGUUUAUAGAUUUAAACUAAUAUUUACUCUGUUUUAGGAUUUAUCUCCUGUGGUUUGGAGCCCAAGCAACCGUAUUAGGGUGAAUACGGCCUUAAAGGUUUUGGGUGAGUUGUUUCCUCUUGGGCCCUGCGAUAAGGUGGCGACUUGUCCAGGGUGUACCCCGCCUUCCGCCCGAUUGUAGCUGAGAUAGGCGCCAGCGCCCCCCGCGACCCCAAAAAGGGAAUAAGCGGUAUGGCCGGUCCUUCCAGUUAUGCACUGCGCAUGUCUCGGUUGAGCGCCCAGAUCUUCGGGAAUGUUGUGCGUACCACAGACUCCAAAUCCAUGAAGGUGGUUCAGCUGUUCCGGGAGCCUCCCCUCGCCAAGAGGAAGGAAGUGUAUGACUGGUACCCACAACAUAAUGUUUACUACGCCAUGACCAGGAAGCUCAGGUUCAUGGGAUUAUUCAGGGACGAGCAUGAGGAUUUCAAGGAGGAGAUCCGUCGCCUGAGGAAGCUCAGAGGGAAAGGUGUACCAAAGAAGGGAGAGGGCAAGAGAGCAGCCAAGAAGAAAUGAGCUGCAACAUUUAUGCAUAAAACAAGACUAUUCACACCGUUAUUUGUUUUAUGCUGUGACUUCAUCAACAAGUUUGUUUCUGGCUAUGUAAAGGAAAAUUCUGACUACAGUAACUAACAAUGAGUCCCUUUUUGUAGAUGUUUUCUGAGGAAAAAAAACUUUGUUUUCCAUCCAUCCAUCUUCUACUGCUUAUCUAAGGUCGAGUCGCAGGGGCAACAGCUUAUGCAGGGAGGCCCAGACUUCCCUCUCCCCAGCCACUUUGUCCAGCCAGGAGACAUAGUUUCCCCAAGCUAUCCUGGGACUUCCUUGUGGCCUCCUACUGGUCAGACGUGCCCUAAACACUGUCCUGGGAGGCGUUCGGGGGAAUUGCCUCAUCUGGCUCCUCGAUGUGGGGGAGCUCCAUCCAUCCAUUUUCUACCGCUUAUUCCCUUUUGGUGUCGCGGGGGGCGCUGGCGCCUAUCUCAGCUACAAUUGGGCAGAAGGCGGGGUACACCCUGGACAAGUCGCCACCUCAUCGCAGGGCCAACACAGAUAGACAGAUAAAAUUCACACACUAGGGCCAAUUUAGUGUUGCCAAUCAACUUAUCCCCAGGUGCAUGUCUUUGGAAGUGGGAGGAAGCCGGAGUACCCGGAGGGAACCCACGCAUUCACGGGGAGAACAUGCAAACUCCACACAGAAAGAUCCCGAGCCUGGAUUUGAACCCAGGACUGCAGGACCUUCGUAUUGUGAGGCAGACGCACUUACCCCUCUGCCACCGUGAAGCCCUACUUUGAGCUCCUUCCGAAUAAAUAGUUUUUCACCAUACAAAUAAUUCUGUACUUUACAUUUGUUUUUGUAAAUAUAAAAUUUUCAUGGACAAAUAUUUUGUAUCAUUAAACAUUUGUUGAUUGGCAAAACUAAAUUGGUCCUAGUGUGUGAAUGUUGUCUGUCUAUCUGGGUUGGCUCUGUAAUGAGGUGGCGACUUGUCCAGGGUGUACACCACCUUCCUUCCAAAUGCAGCUGGGAUAGGCUCCAGCACCCCCGCGACCCCAAAAGGGACAAGCGGUAGAGAAUGGAGAGAUGGUUGGAAAAAUAAAAGUAAAACUAAAUAUUGAUGUAUUAAACCAUUACUGAAAUCAAAGAAAAAAAUGUAUACCUAUGUUUUUAUAAAGGUAAUACAGGACCAGUUUGCCCAGCUCCAAUUCUAGUAUUUCUAAAAGUAUCAUUGAAUAAUCUUUUUUUUGCCUCAAAGUGUGUUAAUUUUAUUUGUAAAAAAUACAGAACAAAUAGGCAAACAAAACACAAAUCAAUGUUUUUAAAAGUAUUUUUGGAAGGAUACUAACAAUAUAACACUCUAAUUACAUGCAAUUGUUUGAGUGAAAUAAAGUCGAUUGUGCAAACUAUAUAAAACAAAAAUAAAAGAUUACCUCUCA